GUCAUUGUCAACAAAACAAAGAUAAUGACAGCUGAUUGAUUUCUUGAUGAGAGCAUCAGCGUAAAUAUUUAUUUUAAAUCAUUGUAAACAAACAGAAGGAGUAUCGUUUCACGUUUUAAAUAAUUUCUGUGCAUCCAUUUUACAACUAUAUAAUGUUAGUAUAGUUAAAGAUGUCAGUGACAUUUAUUAUUUUUCAAAUCAGUGUUGUUUCUUUGAGUUAUUCUUUUGGAGAAGAAAUCAAUUUGUACGGCGAUGCUGGUGAAGCUUACGCUAUAGAAAUGAAUAUAGGCCAUCCACACCAAAAGUUCAAAUUACUAGUUGACACAGGAAGUACAACACUAGCCUUAGCUUCCUAUGCUCGGGAAGACAGUAACAUAUAUUUCCAUGCGGAUAAUUCAAGCAGUCUCUUUAAUAGUGGAACAACUAUAGAAGCAGCAUAUACUCAGGGUACAUGGACGGGCCUCCUUGCUUCAGACUUCAUACAAUUUCCGUCACUAAGUAUCCCAGAAGUGCGUUCAGACUUUGCACUCAUAACAAAGAGCCAUGAGUUUUUCACCAAGGCAUCAGUUUGGCAGGGUCUUUUAGGCCUCGCCUAUAAUCCAGUAGGCGCUUGGGGCAAGUCAGGCGCCGUCGAGUCCUGGCUAGAUGCACUGGAUCGACAUUUGAAUAAACCAAUGUCAUUCCAAUUGAAACUCUGUGGACCAAUCAGCACAUCCAACACUACACAUUAUGGAUACUUUAAAGUUAUUGACAACCAAACACCGCAAUCAAAUCACAAUAAAACAUUUCGAACACCAGUACUAAGGAAGCGAUGGUACGAAGUAGGCGUUAUAGGUGUCAGAGUCUUAAGUUCAUUGACCUCAGAGGCUAAGAACAAAACAGUGGGUGAAAUAAGAGAACCUGAUAAAGAUAUGUGCGUUAAAUUGAAUACUGUCAAGAGUAUUGUUGAUAGUGGUACUACACAGAUCAAAUUGCCUGAUAAAUUGUUUAGAGAGGUUGUUGAUGAGCUGAAAAAUGAAUUUAGAAAAUCUCAAGUCCUUAUUUUAGACGAAUUUUGGAAUCGGAGAGAGGCUGCAUGCUGGUUAGAGCCUCAAGUGUGGACUUUACCGUGGCUAGCAAUAGAUCUGCUAAGUGCUGAUGCUGAUAAUCAGUACUUCACUUUGGAAAUACCCCCUCAGAACUACAUGUUAGUAGUUGGCGUCCACAACAGCAGUGACACAUCGGGUACAGUAUCCACGUAUUGCUACAAGCUGGGACUUGAGACUGGAUAUACGGAGACUGUGCUAGGAUACACCGCUAUGGAAGGGUUGCAGGUUACCUUCAACAGGUCAGCUGGUUGGAUUGGCUUCCAAACAUCUGACUGUGGAGCCAAUGCUCGCAUUACAGGUCCCUACAAUACUUCAACUUCUUUAAAAACAACUUGUGAGCUUAUAAAGCCAGUUGCAGAAGUAGCGACAUCUAUACAAGCUGCCCAGUGGGCCUUAUGCGGUAUCUCCAUAAUAGCCGCCAGCGUACUUUUAUAUUUACUAGGACCAUGUAUUAAAAACUUAUUCUUGAGAAAAAUGCCGCGGUCACAACAGAUCUCCCUCUCUCAGGCAGCCUUAGUUGAAGAGGAUUCACCUGAGGGAGAGCCCUGCUUCGGCUCGACGGGAGUUAUACCACGACCUUACAGAAAACUGGCGUGGAACAUCGAUAGCUUUGCGUUUUUCCGUGUAAUUGAGUUUACCUGAGGCUCAAUCCUUCCCCUCCCAAAUCUCAAAAUCUCCAAACCUCUAAUCCCCAAAAAGUCCGGCACCGCACUUGUAACUCCAGCGGUGUUGGUGGAUUGCUUACCAUCAGGUAAUCAGUGAGCUCGUUUGCCGACUUACCCCAUAAAAAUUGAUUUGUUGAUAUGGUUAUUUUCUGGUAUUAAGUAUUAAGUAAAAAAUAUCACAAAACAAUGUUGUUUUCGAUAUUUCAAUAAAACUAGUGAAUUCAACUUAUUGGAAUUACCAGGUUGUAUGUUCUUUAAUAAGUAAAAGUAUUGUUUGAGGAUACGGAUGUAGAUAUAUAUACAAUCGAAUUAAUAUAACUGACCUUCUAAAACUAAGUCAUAUAUGCACAAUGUGAAAAAUUAAAGGGUAAAAAAGGUUAAAGGUCACAUAGUCAUAUAGAACAAAAUAUUUGUACAAUCAAAUAUUUGUUCUUAUAGAGUUAUUAAAUUGUGAGAAAAUUCAAAACCUCCGUCACAAAAAUUUUUGAAUUGUAGUGUGAUUGUGAUAGUCCAUAAAUACUCAUUUCGGGGCAUUGCGGUAAAAUUAUGAUGUAGUUACGUACUCUAAAAGAGUAGUGUUUUAUUUUUAAAGUCUGAGUAGUAAGAUAGUUUUAGAUUUAUCUAUACUUACGAUAUUUUUAAUAUCACUUUUAAAAAUUACACUUCUCUAUAUUUAUUGUGUAUGGCAACAUCUUGAUUUACGAAAAUGUAGCAGUAACAUAGAUUAUAUUCUUAAAACUUCAUAUUUAUUAUUUUACAUCAAGUAUUUUCUGACCAGUAAAUUGCUUGUAGAGUUGGGGUCACUAUCAAUAUUCUUUUCCGAUAUUAUAAAUAAAAAUACAUAUCAAUGUU
Molecule: messenger RNA, 2605 nt
Organism: Spodoptera exigua (beet armyworm)
Lineage: Eukaryota; Metazoa; Arthropoda; Insecta; Lepidoptera; Noctuidae
Source: the annotation of a GenBank genome assembly